Molecule: messenger RNA, 1614 nt
Organism: Sardina pilchardus (European sardine)
Lineage: Eukaryota; Metazoa; Chordata; Actinopteri; Clupeiformes; Clupeidae
Product: tubulin alpha chain
Exons: 4
Coding region: 92-1444 (450 amino acids)
Biological process (GO): mitotic cell cycle; microtubule cytoskeleton organization
Cellular component (GO): microtubule; cytoplasm
Molecular function (GO): GTP binding; structural constituent of cytoskeleton
Source: RefSeq, a predicted model, not a curated record
CCCCUGCAUAAAUACCCCUCCUCUGAGCAGCUCCAGCAGAUCUGCCUUCUGCCUCCGAAUCCUCGAGUCGGCCCGAAGGAAAAGCUACAAAAUGCGCGAGUGUAUUUCUAUGCAUGUCGGCCAAGCCGGGGCCCAGAUGGGAAACGCGUGCUGGGAGCUGUACUGUCUGGAGCACGGCAUCCAGCCGGACGGACAGAUGCCGAGCGAUAAGACCCUCGGAGGCGGAGACGACUCCUUCAAUACUUUCUUCAGCGAGACGGGAGCCGGGAAACACGUGCCACGAGCCAUCUUUGUAGAUCUGGAGCCCACUGUGAUUGAUGAGGUUCGAACGGGCACCUAUCGCCAGCUGUUCCACCCAGAGCAACUUAUCACAGGAAAAGAGGAUGCUGCCAAUAACUACGCCCGUGGCCACUACACCAUCGGCAAGGAGAUCAUUGACCUCGUCCUUGACCGCACUCGUAAACUGGCAGACCAAUGCACGGGUCUCCAAGGCUUCCUCAUCUUCCACAGCUUUGGUGGGGGCACCGGCUCUGGCUUCACCUCCCUGCUGAUGGAGCGUCUCUCCGUCGACUACGGCAAGAAGUCCAAGCUGGAGUUCGCUAUUUAUCCAGCUCCCCAGGUGUCCACUGCUGUGGUGGAGCCCUACAACUCCAUCCUGACCACCCACACCACCCUGGAGCACUCCGACUGUGCCUUCAUGGUGGACAAUGAAGCCAUCUACGACAUCUGCCGCAAGAACCUAGACAUUGAGCGUCCCAGCUACACCAACCUAAACAGGCUCAUUGGUCAGAUAGUCUCCUCCAUAACGGCCUCCCUCAGGUUUGACGGAGCCCUGAAUGUGGAUCUGACGGAGUUCCAGACCAACUUGGUGCCCUACCCUCGUAUCCACUUCCCUCUGGCCACCUACGCCCCCGUCAUCUCCGCAGAGAAGGCCUACCACGAGCAGCUGUCUGUGGCUGACAUCACCAACGCUUGCUUUGAACCAGCCAAUCAGAUGGUCAAGUGUGACCCUCGUCACGGCAAAUACAUGGCCUGCUGUCUGUUGUACCGAGGCGACGUUGUUCCCAAAGACGUCAAUUCUGCCAUUGCAACCAUCAAGACCAAACGCACCAUCCAGUUUGUGGACUGGUGCCCCACUGGCUUCAAGGUGGGCAUCAACUACCAGCCCCCCACUGUGGUGCCCGGUGGAGACCUGGCCAAGGUGCAGAGGGCCGUGUGCAUGCUGAGCAACACCACCGCCAUCGCCGAGGCCUGGGCCCGUCUGGACCACAAGUUUGACCUGAUGUACGCCAAGCGCGCCUUCGUGCACUGGUACGUGGGGGAGGGCAUGGAGGAGGGCGAGUUCUCCGAGGCCAGAGAAGACAUGGCCGCCCUGGAGAAGGACUACGAGGAGGUGGGCACAGACAGCGUGGGCGACGAGGAUGAGGAAGGAGAGGAGUACUGAAGAAGCCACGUUAGAUUCCUGCUGUGUCAUGCUAGACAGCAGGCAUGCCUUAAUAAUGCUCAUCAGGGAUACCAUUGGACUUUCAUAAAAUACUGAUGUUAUUGCAUUCCAUGCACUUGCUUUUCCAGUGUUAUUGCAAUAAAUAAUUUGAGCAAAUAUCUCAGAUAUAA